Cotesia glomerata is the source of this 2863-nucleotide messenger RNA. RefSeq names its product alanine--tRNA ligase, mitochondrial (gene AlaRS-m). The transcript is spliced from 5 exons. Gene Ontology annotation, cellular component: mitochondrion; cytoplasm. Gene Ontology annotation, molecular function: alanine-tRNA ligase activity; nucleic acid binding; amino acid binding. The coding region runs from base 100 to 2862 and encodes 920 amino acids. The record is from RefSeq and is a predicted model, not a curated record. Gene Ontology annotation, biological process: alanyl-tRNA aminoacylation; tRNA modification. NCBI's taxonomy places the organism in Eukaryota, Metazoa, Arthropoda, Insecta, Hymenoptera, Braconidae.
AUCUGAAUAAUUUUUACCAAAAAAUGUCUGUCAGAACCUGAAGCAAAAAAUAAAUAUAAAUUUUUAAUUGUAAAAAAAUAGAAAUAAAUUUCGUUAAAAAUGUACAAAAGCGCAAAAAUAAUCCGGAAAGAAUUCCUGGACUACUUCAGCACAGAACUAGAGCACAAAAUAAUUCCAUCCAGCUCAGUGAUCCCAUGGUGCGACUCAUCAGUAGCGUUUAUAAACGCAGGAAUGAACCAGUUCAAAGGAAUCUUCCUUGAAAAGGAACAGGCUCCAUUUCCAAGAGUAGCAAAUUGUCAGAAGUGUAUCAGAGUAGGAGGCAAGCACAACGACUUAAAAGACGUAGGACUGGACACUUACCACCACACGUUCUUCGAGAUGCUGGGUAACUGGUCCUUCGGGUCCUACGGCAAGGAAGAAGCCUGCAAGUACGCGUGGAGAGCCUUAACCGAACUCUACGGGAUCAACAAGAGCAAUCUCUCCGUUACUUACUUCGCAGGUGACCAGGAACUGCAGAUGGCGCCUGAUUUAGAGACCAGAGACAUCUGGCGGAACAUCGGGGUUCCUGAUGACAAAAUCAGGGCUUGUGGUGCCAAGGACAAUCUCUGGGAGAUGAAUUUAACCGGACCUUGUGGUCCUUGUACUGAAAUUCACUUUGGUUCCACCGGUUCCGGGAACAAUCUCACGGAACUGUGGAACAUUGUGUUCAUAGAUCAUCAAAGGCUGUCAGAUGGCGCUGUUGUUCCUCUAGGGAGGCAGUUUGUGGACACUGGAAUGGGAUUAGAGCGCUUGGUUGCUCUUUUGCAGAACAAAAGCUCAAAUUAUGACACUGACCUGUUCCAGCCACUGUUCCAAGCUAUUCACAAGAGUUCCGGAGCUCCGGAGUAUUCUGGAACUUUUGGAGAUCAUAAUGAAGCUAGCUUGGAUACUUGCUACAGGAUUCUGGCUGACCAUGCUCGCAUGGUCACUGUUGCGCUUGCAGAUGGAAUUAUUCCUGAUAAGAAUCAGAAGCUUAGGAGAGUUCUUAGGAGAGCUACGACGCUUGCUAUUGACGCUUUUAGGAAUGAGGAUUUGCUGACAGAGCUGACUAAUCAUGUUGCUGAGAGUCUAGGGGAUGUUUAUCCGGAAAUUGGUGAUAAUUUAAAAAAGAUCCAAGUAAUAACUAAUUAUGAAAAAGAGCUUCUAAUAUCACAGCGAAAAUCUACAGGAGAAGCUUGGCAAACUCUUCUAAAAAUUAACCCAAGACUAGCAACAAUAAGCGAUCCCUAUUCUCCAGGAAUAAUUAAAGCAUAUACACUAUUGAUGAAAUUAAAAAGUAGGACCGGUAAUUUUGUAGCGCUGAGUGGAAAAGAAGCUUUCAAGAUUUAUGACUCUCAUGGUCUGGAUUUGGAAGCACUAAAAGAGCUCGCGGAGGUUGAGGGAAUCGAGGUUGAUGAAGAGGGAUUUUUUGAGGAGAUGGAGAUGGUCAGGAUAAAGUCUAGAGUUGGUAAAAAGACUAAUAGAAGAGUUGUUGCUAAAAAAACUCUAGAACAAUUAAAAGUUUUGCCUCAAACUGAUGAUUCGUUUAAAUAUCAGUAUAAUUUUGAGGAUAAAUAUACGUUUAAUCCUUUGGAGUGUUCAAUUAUUGGUGUUGUUAUUGAUGGUGAAUUAGAGACUAAAUCCAUAAAAUUGAAUGAAAAUCAAUUAAAUAAUUCAGAAAUUGCAUUAAUAUUAGACCAAACUCCAUUUUACGCUAGUGAAGGUGGUCAAUUAUCAGACCUAGGAACUAUAAAAUUAAAAAAUGGUAUUUUUAAAGUAGCAGUUGUUGAAAAGUCCGAAGGUUACGUGCUACACUACGGAACUUUUGAUUCUGCUGUGGAAGUUGAGAUUAAUAAUGAAAAAGUAACUGCUAUGAUUGACAGCGAGCGUCGUAUUAAUUUGAUGAUGCACCACACGGCUACGCACUUGUUGAACGCUGGGCUCAGGAAGAUAUUUCCUGCUGUGGCUCAGCGAAUCAGCGUCGUGACUCCGCUAGACUUGAUUUUCAGGUUCAGCACAUUUGGAAAAAAAUUCUCGCCUCAGCACUGCCAGGAGCUGGACUCGCUGGUGAAUAAGUCUAUUAAUCAAAAUAUAGAUGUCAAAACCGAGGAGAUAAGUUCUUUGGAGUUGAUGAAUCAGAAAAAUUUGACUUUAAUUCCUGGAGAAGUUUAUCCGGAUACUGGAUUAAGAGUUGUUGAUAUUGAUAGUGAAUUAAAGUCGAGAGAAGCUUGCUGCGGAACUCACGUCCACAAUACAGGUGUCUUAAAAAAUUUCUGCAUCACCGAAGUCCAUCCUAAAUCAUCCAGCGAGUACCUAAUAAAAGCCGUAGCUGGUCCCAAAGCCAAAGACGCAAAAACCAAAACAAACUUAAACUACCUGGUCGACGUGAAAGGCAAAGACGAUAAAAAAGAAAUAGUCGUCGACUUUAUGAAGUCUGAAGUCGAAAGAGCAGUAGAAAAAAGCGACUGCUUCAUAGUUCACUGCAUGAAGUCCAACGACAUUGAACCCGAAAGUGUUCCUCUUCAAUUGGCCUACAAUUAUUGUGACCACUUGCCGAUGUUUUUGAUUGUAAUGUCUAAAAAGAAAAUCCGAGCUCGCUGUUUUGUACCGAAGGAGUUCCAGUCGACUUAUUUUAACGCUAAGCUUUGGAUGGAGUCGAUAAAUAAAGUCCUGCCUGUAGAAUUAGGCACUUUUGGAGACGAAGAUCCACUUAGUACUUCUCACAUUAAAAUUGUAAGAACUUCUAAAGACAAAAUAGAAAGUCUAGUCGAAGAAGCUGCCGCUGAAGCGGAAAAAUUCGCAGCUGUGUAUUUUAAAAAAUUAAAAAUCAAGAAGAAUAAUUAAU